UUCCUAGGGCUCUAGAAGUAUUUUGUCCAUGGCGGGAAGGUGCUCUAAAAUAGAGUGGUGGCGAGUCAGGAGCAACCACCGUUCCCAAAUAAUGUCAUUCCUUGAAGAUUUCCAAGCCAAUUUGGAAUCACUGCCUAAUAUACUGCAAAGGAAGUAUGCAUUGUUGCGUGACUUAGAUAAAAGCUUACAAGAGAUUCAAAGGCAAAAUGAACAACAUUGUGAACAAGAAGUAGAGGAUAUUAAGCAGGGAAUUAAGGCCGGUAACAUUACGCCAAAUGCUACACUUGUUAAAUUCUCAGACGAGGCACUUGAUGAACAAAAGCAUGCCAUCAGAAUUGCUGAUGAGAAGGUUGCCUUGGCCGUUCAGGCAUAUGAUUUGGUAGAUGCUCACGUUCAACAACUUGAUCAAUAUUUGAGAAAAUUUGAUGAAGAACUUCGCCGUGAAAGAGAGAAUGUUGGUACAGCUGGUUUGCCUGUUCAAAACCUUGAUGGUAAUGUGAAAUCUGGAAGGGGCAGUGAUAGUAGCAAAGGAGGCCGUAAGAAGACACGGCUAAAUGCAGCGGCAGCAGCCGCAGUUGCAAAUCCAACCAGUAUGGAUCUAGACCUACCAGUGGACCCUAAUGAACCCACAUACUGUUUAUGCAACCAAGUGAGCUACGGGGAGAUGGUUGCGUGCGACAACCCUGAUUGCAAGAUAGAAUGGUUUCAUUUUGGCUGUGUUGGUCUGAAAGAACAGCCCAGGGGAAAAUGGUAUUGUUCAGAUUGUGCUGGAAAUCAAAAGCGUCGGAAAGGAAAAUGAUGUGAAACAUCUUUCAUGAACCUGUAAAGUAUAGAUUUACUCAGCCUCUCUGAAAGUUGCUCAAUGUUGGCACCAUGUGAGUUGUAGAAAAAAGAUAUUCAGCCAUGAAUUUUUCAGUUAAUGUGGUUUGUAGAUGUUGGAGUUCAUCAACGGAACAUGGGCAUGGAUACUAUGGAAAUUCUUUAAUGGGCAUUGCCAAAUUAAUAAUAAUCUUAGCAGACAAUCGUUAAUUUA
Cornus florida is the source of this 1033-nucleotide messenger RNA. RefSeq names its product PHD finger protein ING1. The transcript is spliced from 7 exons. The coding region runs from base 29 to 799 and encodes 256 amino acids. The record is from RefSeq and is a predicted model, not a curated record. Lineage: Eukaryota; Viridiplantae; Streptophyta; Magnoliopsida; Cornales; Cornaceae. Gene Ontology annotation, cellular component: nucleus.